Messenger RNA from Leptosomus discolor (cuckoo roller), 1474 nucleotides. NCBI's taxonomy places the organism in Eukaryota, Metazoa, Chordata, Aves, Leptosomiformes, Leptosomidae. The record is from RefSeq and is a predicted model, not a curated record.
CGACAGGACGGCACGCUACUACUACUACUGGCACCUGCGGAAGCAAGUGCUGCACUCGCAGUGCGUGCUGCGCGAGGAGGCUUACUUCCUCCUCACCGCCUUCGCCCUCCAAGCCGACCUGGGCGACUUCAAGCGGAACAAGCACUACGGGAAGUACUUUGAGCCCGAAGCCUAUUUCCCCGCCUGGGUGGUUGCAAAGAGGGGCAAGGACUACAUCCUGAAGCACGUCCCAAACAUGCACAAGGACCAGUUCGCCCUGACGGCCUCCGAAGCCCACCUCAAGUACAUCAAGGAAGCCGUCCGGCUGGACGACGUGGCCGUGCACUACUACAGGUUGUACAAGGACAAAAGGGAGGUGGAAGCUUCCCUGACGCUGGGACUGACGACACGGGGCAUUCAGAUCUUCCAGAACCUGGAUGAAGAAAAGCAACUGCUCUACGACUUCCCCUGGACCAACGUGGGGAAACUGGUGUUUGUGGGCAAGAAGUUUGAGAUCCUGCCGGACGGGCUGCCCUCGGCCAGGAAGCUCAUCUACUACACGGGCUGCCCGCUGCGCUCUCGCCACCUCCUGCAGCUGCUCAGCAGCAGCCACCGGCUCUACAUGAACCUGCAGCCCGUCCUGCGCCAGGUCCGCAAGCUGGAGGAGAACGAGGAGAAGAAGCAGUACCGUGAGUCCUACAUCAGCGACACCCUCGACCUGGACAUGGAGCAGCUGGAGAAGCGAUCCCGGGCCAGCAUCCGGCACAAACGCCUCUCCCGGCACUCCACUGCCAGCCACAGCAGCUCCCACACCUCCGGCAUCGAGGCCGACCCCAAACCCAGGGAGAUGGGGCCUGAGGACGCCUUCUCGGGCACCGGCGCCCACCGCAAGCUGAAGACCUGCAGCUCCAUGACCAGCCACGGCAGCUCCCACACCUCCGGGGUGGAGAGCGGUGGGAAGGACCGGCUGGAAGAGGACUCCCAGGACGAUGAAAUUGAGAUGCUGGUGGAUGACCCCCGGGAGCUGGAGCAGGCUGGCGAGAUGGAGGUGAGCCCCGACAUGUGCGUCUACAUCACGGAGGACAUGCUGCUGUCGCGCAAGUUCAACGGACACUCGGGGCUUAUUGUGAAAGAGAUCAGCUCCUCCACCUCCAGCUCCUCGGAGACGGUGGUGAAGCUGCGGGGGCAGAGCACCGACUCCUUACCCCAGACAACGUGCCGGAAACCGAAGACGUCGACGGACCGACACAGCCUGAGCCUGGAUGACAUUCGGCUCUACCAGAAGGACUUCUUACAGCUGGCCAACCUCUGCCAGGACACGGCCCAGAGCUACACCUUCGGCUGCGCCCACGGGCUGGAGGAGGAAGGGCUCUACUGCAACGGCUGCUUGGCCCAGCAGUGCAUCAACAUCCAGGAGACCUUCCCCGUCAAAAGAACCAGCAAAUACUUCUCGUUGGAUCUCACCCACGACGAAGUCCCCGAAUUCGUCGUCUGA